Messenger RNA from Pundamilia nyererei, 1480 nucleotides. It is a transcript of the gene mxra7, whose product is annotated as matrix-remodelling associated 7. The transcript has 5 exons. The record is from RefSeq and is a predicted model, not a curated record. Bases 337 to 978 code for a protein of 213 amino acids. Lineage: Eukaryota; Metazoa; Chordata; Actinopteri; Cichliformes; Cichlidae.
UGAUGCGAUUAACGGCACAGACGGGCGGCGAGCCGAGACACAGCACGUUGCAGAGGGCCGUGCAUGCCCACCUGACAAGCACGACAGCCUGGGGAUAUAACCGCAGGGAUAUUCGGCUCACAUGGAGUGAGGGGCGGAACCAGAGGAUGUGACGUCCAGCUCGGAGAGGAGAUUGUACCAUACCAUCUCGUAAACGCUGCUCGUUAACGUUGAUGUUUGGUGGGGAUUACUGCAAGCAGCGGGAUGGCCGAUUGAGCGCAUACGGUGGGUUAAAGUGAACGGAAAGCGGAACAGCAGCAUUUAAGAGUCACAACACGGGGGCAAGGCACGCCUACAAUGGAUAUAACCUUUGUAUUAUUUGCUAUUAUUUCUACGCUUCUCGCCAUUGUGGUCGCAACGUCGCUUUUUAACGGCUCUUCGCCUGCAGCAGACUUUGCAAAUGCGCGGAGUUAUUUCGGACACAGAGAUGGUGUGACCGGAGGAUUAGAUCAAUCCGGGCCGAAACAGAAUGGCCAUCUACCCGAUAAGAAAAAGAAGAAGGAGGCGGACGACUGGUGCGAAAUCAGCGGGAGCUCACACGAUCACUGGGAUGUAGUGAAAUCUGUGCUUUCUGAGGAAGCACACUCCCACCCUCAAUCUGAAGAACUGGAAACCCUGGCUGAUUGGUCCAGGCCUGGAUCUAGGAAUACAAUCUUAGAGGCAGAGUCAUCAUCCAAUGCUUCAUCAGGGACAGGCCGAAGGUCGCUCAUUGGGCUUUCUGAUACAGAGCUCCUAAAGUGUGCUUUUUCUUACCCCCAAACUGAAGGAGCAUCAGAGAGAGCUGGGAUGAAUGCAGAAAAGGUGGAAUCAAAUGCAAAUAAUUCCUUGAAGUACGUCCCAGGAAAGGCACGAUCCCACCACUUGGAAAAGAUGAUGACCAAAGAGGAGCUGGAGGAGGAGCAGAGGAUAUACUUCACCACAAACUUUAACUGUCUGUAAUCCUGAAAAAGGAGCAAACUGGGGUGCAGCAUGAGCAACUGACUGCAAUCUUUCAGCUACUGAAAGAGAACAAGGAGACUUUUGGGGAGGUGUCAGAGGGAGACAUAGAGGAGCAGCUCCGACUCUACUCCAUCUGAGAGCCCUGUCGUGUCAUAGAUGCUCACUACAACCGUUUAUUCUUAAAAACUACUAAAAAACUUCUCCAGUACACCAAAUGAACUUUUUUGCAGUAUUCAACGUGGCUGGACAGUGCUCUCCCAAUUUUCUGAUUUAUUGUGUUUUACUGCUUGGAUUUUGUUGUUCUGACCACCUGUCAUCCACACGAAGGGAAAACCAAACUAGACUGGAUCAAUUCUCACACUGAGCAGGUUAAUAUAUGAAUGAAUCCUAAAAGAAAUUAAAGGAAUGCUGUUUAUUUUACUUUUAAAAUAUAUUGCAGAUAUAAGUGAUAUAAACUCUGAGUUAUGUUUGUUUCUGAAGUUGGUUGUCUAAUAAAACACAU